This is a messenger RNA of Trichomycterus rosablanca, 783 nucleotides long. RefSeq lists its product as uncharacterized. NCBI's taxonomy places the organism in Eukaryota, Metazoa, Chordata, Actinopteri, Siluriformes, Trichomycteridae. The record is from RefSeq and is a predicted model, not a curated record. Bases 1 to 783 code for a protein of 260 amino acids. The transcript has 2 exons.
AUGACCGAAAAGGGCUGCUCAGCAAGCAAAUGCAGGAGAAAGAGGACAAAGCCAGGGAAGAGGACAGGGAAGAGGACAAGCACGAGCACGAGCACCAGCACCAGCACCAGCAAGAGCACCAGCAGCAAGAGGACCAGCAACAGCACCAGCAAGAGCACCAGCAAGAGCACCAGCAGCAAGAGCACCAGCACCAGCAACAGCACCAGCAAGAGGACCAGCAAGAGCACCAGCACCAGCAACAGCACCAGCAAGAGCACCAGCACCAGCAAGAGCACCAGCACCAGCAAGAGCACCAGCAAUCGCACCACCAGCAAGAGCACCAGCACCAGCAAGAGCACCAGCACCAGCAAGAGCACCAGCACCAGCAAUCGCACCACCAGCAAGAGCACCAGCAGCAAGAGCACCAGCAAGAGCACCAGCACCAGCAAGAGCACCAGCACCAGCAAGAGCACCAGCAGCAAGAGGACCAGCAAGAGCACCAGCACCAGCAACAGCACCAGCACCAGCAACAGCAACAGCACCAGCACCAGCAAGAGCACCAGCAAGAGCACCAGCAAGAGGACCAGCAAGAGCACCAGCACCAGCACCAGCAAGAGCACCAGCAAGAGCACCAGCACCAGCAAGAGCACCAGCAAUCGCACCACCAGCAAGAGCACCAGCACCAGCAAGAGCACCAGCAGCAAGAGCACCAGCAGCAAGAGCACCAGCACCAGCAAGAGCGCCAGCACCAGCAAGAGCACCAGCACCAGCAAGAGCACCAGCAAGAGCAACUAUCACCGAUGA